Messenger RNA from Trichomonas vaginalis G3, 549 nucleotides. RefSeq lists its product as uncharacterized. The transcript has a single exon. The record is from RefSeq and is a predicted model, not a curated record. NCBI's taxonomy places the organism in Eukaryota, Parabasalia, Trichomonadida, Trichomonadidae. The annotation marks the transcript as partial.
AUGAACAAAAAUGGAACAGCUAAAAUGAAUGAUAAUCAAAUUAGAGCAGAAGGUAGAAGGUUAUUUAAACACUUCUAUAACAUUCCUGAUGGUGUUAAUCCUAAAACUCGUAGAAGUUAUUUAAAUGAAGCCAUAGAUGCAUAUGAAGGAUUUGACAUUUCAUCAGAAAGUGAGAGGUUAGCAAGAAUGUUAAACGUUAAUAUUGAUUUUUAUUAUUGUGACCCUCAACCAGAAGACGUAGACAUUAACAAGGUAGACUUUCCAUUAGUGGAAUCAAUAAUGAUAGAUCCAGAAUUUGAAACAGUAAAUAUUUUAUUAACACAGAGUCCAUGUGGAAAACUUCACGCUGACAGAAUUACAGACGUUGAAGCACUCACAGGAUAUAAAGUUUGCCCCUUUUGCAAAGAAGAAGUAUAUUCUAUCCGUGAUGAUCCAGAAAGGAAAAACCAAAGAAGAUUUUUAAAACAUUGUGAGAAAUGUAAAGAAAAUAAUGGAAGAUUAAUUCAAGACGUUCAAUUGCAAAACACACAACAACCAUAUGCACCACAU